This is a messenger RNA of Diachasma alloeum, 1068 nucleotides long. RefSeq lists its product as uncharacterized. The record is from RefSeq and is a predicted model, not a curated record. Bases 1 to 1068 code for a protein of 355 amino acids. Lineage: Eukaryota; Metazoa; Arthropoda; Insecta; Hymenoptera; Braconidae. The transcript is spliced from 2 exons.
AUGGAGAAUGGGGGGUUUUUCGACGCUCUGUCGUCCUCAGAAGACAUCAUAACACUCCUCCAAACCUCCCAAUCACUCUCCUCCUCGUCCACGUCCACCGAUCAAUCAAAGUCGAUUGAAAGUCCAUCAGGGAGUUUGCGGAGCCCAUCAAGAAAUCUAAAUGAGGAGAUUGAGGAAAUUUCUCGGGGAAAAUGGAGAAGGAAAUUGAGGGGGAUUGGGUGGAACAAAUACAUCCGUUGGGAUUUACUCUUCACGUUUGGAUUUAUCUUAUGGGUCGCUUUGUGCAUUGCAGACUCAAUCUGCCCUAGGACAAUUUACAUAAUGCGGGAAAAGAAAUUGAGAGUUGAGGGGACCAGGGAUUUCGAGGUCACCUGGACACUCAAGUCUUUUUCCUAUAUUAGUCAUUAUGUCAUUCCCAAUUUGAUGGAGACAUUCGUGUUUCUGGUGGUCUUUGGGGUUUUUGCGGUUACUGAGAAUUGCAUGAAGAAGAAAUGGUUUAAUAAUUCACGAAAUAUUCGUCAAAAUGACGCUCCUCUCCUUUCAAUUUACCACGAACGGGACUUCCUCUUCGACGGAUUGGACGAGUCCGAGGACACGUGCAAUGACUCAGAAUACCCCGAGGAAAUAAAUUACAUAAAAAUAGAAGAAGGAAGAAAAUUACGGAUUCACCCUGAGCUCUAUUGGCACUGGAGGCUAUUUAGGGGGAUUGCGGAGAUAACGACGAGGGUAAAACGGAAGAGUAAACGAUUGAAUAAAUUGGGCCUUCACACCUCGACCUCCGGAGCGAAGGGCCUCCUCGAAUAUGAUCCCGAAGACAAAUGCAGCGUUCAGCCCUACGAAACUUACGACCAAGAAAUCUAUCGAUUUAUCAAAGCUGAAAAAAAUUCAUCGACGACUGCAUUCAACGAGAUCAUUGCAGGUCUGCAGAACACCAGGAGGAAGUAUCCGACGUGGACGUCCAGUUCUCAGAAGAUAAACUCCAGGAUUAUCAGCUCCUCCCCAGCUUUCAAAGACUUCCUCUCUAAAUUGAAGAAAAAUCCCUCACCAUGCAACAGACUAACUUUUUAA